AUGAGUAACAUGGUGACAGAGAUUUUGGCCUUUAUUCUCACCACGUCUGGCUGGGUCCUGAUCUCCUCCACCAUACCCACGGAUUACUGGAAGGUGUCCUCUCUGGACGGCACGGUCAUCACCACAGCUACCUUCUGGUCCAACCUGUGGAAGACCUGUGUCACUGAUUCAACAGGAGUCUCCAACUGCAAGGACUUUCCCUCCAUGCUGGCACUGGACGGCUACAUCCAGGCCUGUCGGGGUCUGAUGAUCACUGCUGUGUGUUUGGGCUUCUUUGGUGCUGUCUUCGCCUUGGUCGGAAUGAAGUGCACCAAGAUUGGGGGAUCAGACCAAAGCAAAGCCAGGACAGCUUGCAUCGCCGGGGUCAAUUUCAUACUCAGCGGUCUCUGCUCGUUGUCUGCAUGCUCCCUGUAUGCACACAGGAUAACAUCUGAGUUUUUUAACCCCAUGUUUGUCGCUCAGAAGUAUGAACUGGGGGUUGCCUUGUUCAUUGGUUGGGCAGGAUCUAUCCUUUGCAUUCUGGGAGGGGUGAUACUCUGCUUCUCAAUAGCAGAUAGUUCCACUACAAGUCACACAGGCUAUGCCUACAGAGGAGCUACCUCUGCCUCUAAUGUUUCUUCUCACCCUAGAGGGCAUGCACAGCCUAUGAGCCAGAGGCCUCCACCAGAGUACAGUAGCUCUUCUAGAGUACAGCACUUUGAUAAGAAUGCCUAUGUGUAA
This is a messenger RNA of Salvelinus namaycush (lake trout), 720 nucleotides long. RefSeq names its product claudin-10-like. Lineage: Eukaryota; Metazoa; Chordata; Actinopteri; Salmoniformes; Salmonidae. Bases 1 to 720 code for a protein of 239 amino acids. The transcript has 5 exons. Gene Ontology annotation, biological process: bicellular tight junction assembly; cell adhesion. Gene Ontology annotation, cellular component: bicellular tight junction; plasma membrane. Gene Ontology annotation, molecular function: structural molecule activity. The record is from RefSeq and is a predicted model, not a curated record.